Molecule: messenger RNA, 776 nt
Organism: Cryptococcus deneoformans JEC21
Lineage: Eukaryota; Fungi; Basidiomycota; Tremellomycetes; Tremellales; Cryptococcaceae
Exons: 5
Coding region: 41-613 (190 amino acids)
Source: RefSeq, a predicted model, not a curated record
UCCAUCAUAAUACUAUCUAUAGAGAGGAUAAUGGGUCGUCAUGGGCGCAUUCGACCCAGCAAUCACAUACGACAGGUCAACAUACAUAGAGACUGAUACGGGUAACAAGGUAUCACGCAAAGCCCUCAUCGCAGGAGCUACAAAUAUAGUCUUGGGCGGUAAAUCUAUCAUCCAGACUUCCUCUAUACUCCGUGGAGACCUGAGGAGAUCGGCCGCAGGCCAACAUGUGGUUAUAUCAGUGGGGAGAUAUUGUUUAAUAGGGGAAGGAGCGGUCAUUAGGCCGCCAGGCAAGAUGUACAAAGGGACGUUCACGUUCUAUCCUCUGCGGAUAGCAGACUUCACCCACAUAGGUCCAAAUUGUAUCGUUGAAGCGGCGCAAAUCGGCAGCUGCGUUGAGAUUGGUGAGGGAAGCAUCAUCGGGAAAUUCGUUGUUAUAAAAGACUUGGCGGUUAUCCUUCCUAACACUGUCCUCCCAGAAGGGACAGUUGUGGCCUCCAUGUCCGUCUGGGGCGGCAAUCCAGGUCGCAUGAUUGACACUCUUCCUGAAACGUAUCAAGAAACAAUGGAGGCCAAGUGUAAAAGCUAUUAUCAACGGUUUCGCCCCGCUCAUUAAUGUGCCAAAACUCAAGCUGCCACGGCUUUCACUACUUUCACAAGUACAAACUUGUACAAUCACUUGUACUGGUACGGUAUCACAAGGAUGUACAAAUAGGAUACCAUGCAUAUAUGCAAUUGCUAAUUAUUAGUCAUUAUACACAUAAAAGUCAUCAUCGCCC